Molecule: messenger RNA, 1545 nt
Organism: Pieris brassicae (large cabbage white)
Lineage: Eukaryota; Metazoa; Arthropoda; Insecta; Lepidoptera; Pieridae
Exons: 5
Coding region: 193-1248 (351 amino acids)
Source: RefSeq, a predicted model, not a curated record
AUAUUAGAAUUUAGACCAUUUUAAGAAAAAACUAUUUCUGAAAUAAAUUAAUUCAUCUAUAUUUAUUUGUUCUCAUAUUCCUCUUAAUUGGAAUUGAUUGUUAUCUUAAAUUUAAGGUUCCUCACAAGUAAUUAAAACAAAAAUCUAUUUAAUAUCUGUUAUUGGUUUUAAUUAUUUUAUUUCAACUUAAUCAUGUCCAAUAAUUGUGUGGUAGUAAGCGGUCUCCCAAAAAACGUAAGGAGGCAGAAAAUGGUCCAUUUUUUGAGAAGUUACGUUUUCAAAAAGCCGCCAUUACAAUUCUGGAUCGAGUCGAUGAAUUCUGGAUCGAAUAACUCAAAAGACAUGUUAAUUCGCUUUGAAACAGAAGCGGCUGCAGAUUUUGCUGCAAGAUCUCUACAGGAUUAUCCAUAUCAGCACACAGAUCAAGAUAUAUACAAGUUAAAAUGCUGGAUAAAGAAUAAUGCAGAUACCACUAGGGAUCCACAAGAAUUUGCUGAAGAUGUGAAAAUUGAGAGGGACGUAAUACCAGUUGAAUUUCAGAGACCUUACUCUCCAGUUAGAGAAAGGGAUAGGAGCCCUCACUUACGCGAGGAACUAACAAAACUUGAGUUGGAGAUUGAACUGACAAACAAGAAGCGUAUGCUUCUUGAGGCAGAAAGGAACCUGUUACUGGAACAAAAGCGACUAGAAAUGCUUCAAAAGUCAGGGACACCUGAUUUACCCGUGGAGGAUUCAACAAAAUCCUCCACUAGAAGUGUACCUCUCACUUUACUUCCAAAAAAACGAGCGCGGAAGCGGCCACAAGACCAAAACACUCACUCAGGAGAACCAUCAAAAAAUCUAUACUGGCCUUCCAAAAUUCUAAUGAAGGAUAUGCUUCACUGCAUUCGAAGAAAUGUUAAUCCAGACCAAAUACCUUUAUUCAAUGCUUUAUUGCGAAAUGUGGUCAAAAAACGAUUAACUGAUAUCUUAGGUGACGAACCUAAUCAGAAUACUAAGAAAUGCAUAUCCAUGUACCGAAUGUUAUAUCCAAGAGAUGUAGAUGAAGAUUUUGUUAUAACCCUGAAAAAUUUGAUGUUGCAAGGCCAGUUGCCUCCAGAACUUCAGGGUCCUAGUCUCCAAUCAGGCACUUCUAAUGUUAACAUGACAAACACCAGCAACAACAUAGAUCCAGCCGACUUACCAAUUUCAGAGCUAAGCAAAGACCUUGAUGAUUGGACUGAGGAUACUACAGCAAGUGAUACUUAGUAAUGUUUCCAAAAAAGUUGGCCAGAGUUAUUAGAUUUGCAAACGUCGUUUUGUAGGUUUCGCCCCACUAAGAUUACAUGUGCAAUUCCCAGCACAUAACUCUGACCAAGCCGAGACCAUUACAACUAAAUAGUUGCUACUGCCAAUUAAGUCAUAGCAAUUUUUAAAUACAAACAACAAAUGUUAUCUUAUUUUGUUAUAAGUUUAAAAGUUUAUACUUCGGUUUCCGGCAUCUUAAAUAUAUUCUACAUUAGAAAAGUUUUUAAUAAAUACUUUGGCAUAAAAUAAUUCAUUUCA